UGUUGACUUCACAAUUGAUCCCAUCACCCAUUUUAUUUCCUUGUCAGUAUUUGCCAUUGCUCAGGGUCCACUUUCGAUCGUCACCUUGCUGUCCACGAGGACGCACCUUAACGCUCGCUCCUGACCAUCUGUAUUUCUUUGACUUGGCAUUGCUUCAUUUGAUUAGCAUGGCAACCGCGACGUCUCAGCAGCUCUGCAGUUUAGCGGGUAUAAGCUUCAGGAGCAACGUCCGUUCGAAUGAGUCAACAUCGUUCAGCAGAGCUCUGUUUCCUUCCAGACUUUCUAGAAGCAACGCCAGUUUAAGGUCGUCAUGGAGCGAGGCGGAGCGGCGGCGGCACGUUCCCGUGCAGUCCGCCAUGGAGGCGAUGGAGGAGGAAGCCACCUUCACGCCUCGUUACAAGCCUUGGGAAACCCAGAGCUUCUUAAAGGAGAAUUUCCCUCGCUUGCCGCAGGUUUCCUCGCGUCCUCUUGUGCCGAGCGACAGGGCUGACGAUUUAUCGCUUCACAAUCCGCUGAGAAGACUGGAGCGGAUGGGUUGCGGAUGGCUGGCCGUUUUGUUGGAGUGGGAGGGGGUGGUGAUUGACGACGAUUCUGUGUUUGAACGGCAGGCAUGGACAGCGCUUGCGGAGGAGGAAGGCCGACCCCAGCCUCCCGUUUGGAUUCUCAAGCGGGCCGAAGGCAUGAAGAACGAGCAGGUUAUUCGCGAGGUGCUCUGCUGGUCUCGCGAUUUCAUCACCGUACGGAGAUUGUCGCAGAGGAAAGAAGAACUUUAUGAGCAGUUCCAGGGAGGUUGCUACAGGCUGCUGCCGGGCUCCAGAGAAUUCUUGGAAACGCUGAAAGCGGUGCAAAUCCCGGUUGCAAUUGUUUCUACUCGUCCAGCGAGAUACCUGGAGCGAGCUGUUGAGGCUGUUGGCAUGGAGGGCUUUUUCGAUGCUGUCAUUUCUGCGGAUGACGUGCGGCGAGGAAAGCCCGAUCCGGAGAUGUAUCAGUAUGCGGCACAGCGACUCCAGUUUAUUCCGGAGCGGUGCAUCGUCAUCGGGAGCUCCAACUCCACCAUAGAGGGGCGCAUGAUGCUUACAUGAAGGUGGUCACUGUUGCAGGAAAGCACCCGGCCUAUGAAUUGGGUGCUGCGGAUUUGGUGGUCCGUAAGCUGGACAUGCUAUCUGUGGUGGAUCUUAAGAAUCUGGCGGAUCUAGACUCUCCAGAGUUCACUCCACCGCUUGAGCUAGAGCCCGAGCUAGAGCCUGAAGUGAAGAUCACUGGUGUGGGUACUCUGUGAAGAUUGCACCGUUUGUCUGAGUCAUACUGGUACAUUUGUUCAUCCUAUUGGCUGGAUGUUCCAGCUGUAACUUCAUUGUACAUAUGGGCUGUGGGGACGCUCUCCAUUUUAGGCAUGCUGUCUUGUCCAUCGGUGCCGGUGCUGUUGUUUGCUAAACUAUCUAUAAUUUUAUGACCUCAAUGUUCUACCCUAGCUUUACAUUGGGUUGAGACCAAUUCAAUCAAACGUGAC
Messenger RNA from Closterium sp. NIES-67, 1510 nucleotides. Lineage: Eukaryota; Viridiplantae; Streptophyta; Zygnematophyceae; Desmidiales; Closteriaceae. The record is from the annotation of a GenBank genome assembly.